CUCUAUAUCUGUUCAGCGAUUCUCAUCACGCGCGUGCUCAUGAUUUGUAAAUGUCAGUUUUUUAUUAAAGACAAUUUGACAUAAUACACAAUAGAAAAUAUCAUAUGAUAUACUGUCAAGUUUAAUUUCUAUGUAAUAAAAUAUAUUUAAAAUAAAAUAAUAAAACACAAAAAAAAUAAAUCUAUAUAAUUCUUUCAAUUGUAAUUACGUAAUUCUUUAACGUCACAAAAUAGCGGAAUGUGACGUUUUACUUGCCAAGUUUUGGUCCACAUCAGCGAGCAAUGGGAGACAACAAAUUCCAAUUCGCCAUAGACCGCGGUGGCACGUUCACUGACAUAUACGCCAGGUGUCCCGGGGGCAAGAUUCGAGUCAUGAAACUGCUAUCAGAAGAUCCUGUGAAUUAUGAGGACGCUCCAACGGAGGGUAUCCGCAGAAUACUGGAAGAGGAAACCGGCGUGAAAAUGGAUGGCGCGGUGGAUUCUUCUGAGAUUGGCUGGAUCAGGAUGGGAACGACGGUCGCCACCAAUGCGCUGUUGGAGAGAACGGGUGCGAAACUGGCGCUGUUAAUAAAUGAGGGCUUCGAGGAUCUCUUGUACAUCGGUAACCAGGCCCGGCCGAACAUAUUCGAUUUGGAGAUAGUGAUGCCGGAGGUCUUGUACAAAAAUGUGAUAGGCGUGAAGUGCAGAGUAAUCCCGUCGUUGCCAGGAAGGUGCCAAUUGGAGAACCAAUCCUGGCGAAGGGUGAAGGGUUCCACCGGCGAGGAUCUGUUCGUCACUCAGGAACUCGAUGAGGCUCAACUGAUGGAAGACUUGAGGAAACUCCGUAAUUUGGGAAUAGAGAGUCUCGCCGUCGUUCUGGCGCACAGCUAUACUUACGCGGCUCACGAAAUCAGAAUUGGCGAGUUGGCAAGACAAGCUGGUUUCUCGCAGGUGUCUCUCUCGCACGAGGUGAUGCCGAUGACCAGAAUAGUCCCGCGAGGCUUCACGGCAUGCGCAGAUGCUUACUUGACGCCGCACAUUAAGAAUUAUCUCCAGAGCUUCUCCUCAGGAUUCAGGAAUAAUCUGAAGGACGUGAACGUGCUGUUCAUGCAGAGCGACGGUGGAUUGACACCUAUGCACUCCUUUAACGGAUCCCGCGCGAUACUCUCUGGACCAGCUGGCGGUGUCGUAGGAUACGCAAUGACAACUUACGGCAAAGAGACUGAUCUACCGGUGAUCGGAUUCGAUAUGGGUGGCACAUCGACCGACGUAAGCCGAUAUGGAGGUAGCUACGAGCACGUUUACGAGAGCACUACAGCGGGCAUCGCUAUACAGGCUCCUCAGUUGGACAUCAACACAGUCGCGGCGGGCGGUGGAUCGAUGCUUUUCUUCAGGUCGGGCCUCUUCGUGGUCGGGCCUGAGAGCGCGGGGGCAUGUCCUGGACCCGCAUGUUACAAGAGGCAUGGCCCGCUGACCGUGACGGACGCGAAUCUCGCGUUGGGCCGUCUAUUGCCCGAGUACUUCCCUCAGAUUUUCGGGCCUAAGGAGAACGAGCCGCUCGAUAAAGACUGCACGUUGCAGAUGUUCAAGGAGCUUGCCAACGAGAUAAAGCUAUUUCUGCAGGAAGACAUAUCGAUCGAUGAGGUGGCUAUGGGAUUCAUCAGGGUGGCGAACGAGACCAUGUGCAGACCGAUUCGCGCCUUGACUCAGGCAAAAGGUUACGACACUUCUCGUCACGUUUUGGCAUGCUUCGGUGGCGCCGGAGGACAACAUGCUUGUGCAAUCGCUCGAUCGUUGGGCAUCAGCACAGUUUUCGUCCACAAGUACGCCGGUAUUCUGUCAGCUUACGGUAUGGCGUUGGCAGACGUCGUCGAGGAGGCCCAGGAACCAAGUGCCGAAACCUAUGAUCCCGCGAGCUUCGAUCGUUUGGACGAUCGUCUGGACACAAUGGAGGCUAAAGUUCGUAACAGACUUCGCGCACAAGGAUUCGCCGAUUCUCAAAUAAAAACGGAAUCGUUUUUACACUUGCGUUAUGAGGGUACGGAUUGCGCUUUGAUGUGUACCGCAGAUCGAGAUUCAAACAAAACCGGCACUAGGCACGGAGACUUCCUCGCUUCUUUCCUAAAAAGAUACAUGACGGAGUUUGGUUUUACUAUGCCGGAGCGCAAGAUUCUGGUGAACGACGUGAGAAUACGGGGAACUGGUAAAACAGAAAUCACCGAGGAUCCCAUGUUACCUCGUUCGCGAGCCCCACCAAAAGCUGAGAAGACCACAAUGGUGUACUUCGAAGGCGGUUAUCAACAGACCGGUGUGUAUCAGUUAAAUUCGUUGUCACCUGGAGAUACUCUGCGUGGUCCCGUCAUCAUCAUGGACAGUCUGAGCACAAUUUUGGUCGAACCGGAUUGUGUCGCGGAAAUUACCUGUCGCGGAGACGUCAAGAUCACGAUUGGACAAGGUUUGCAAACGAAAGUCACCACUGAUCUCGACACUAUCCAGCUCAGCAUUUUCUCGCACCGUUUUAUGAGUAUCGCUGAACAAAUGGGUCGGGUGCUUCAAAGGACCUCGAUCUCCACCAACAUAAAGGAACGAUUGGAUUUCUCAUGCGCGAUUUUCGGCCCCGAUGGCGGUCUCGUCUCGAACGCGCCUCACAUCCCAGUGCACCUUGGUGCCAUGCAGGAAACCGUGCAAUACCAGAUGAAGGCAUUCGACGGCAAAUUCUCUCCAGGGGACGUGAUCCUCUCGAAUCAUCCGUCAGCGGGCGGCUCUCACCUUCCUGACUUGACAGUCAUUACGCCAGUAUUUUACAGAGAUGUGCCUACACCAGUAUUCUUCGUGGCUAGCAGAGGCCAUCACGCUGACAUUGGUGGCAUCACACCAGGCUCGAUGCCACCGCAUUCAACGAGCCUGCUUCAGGAAGGCGCAACUUUCAAGAGCUUUCUGCUGGUGCAGAACGGAAAAUUUCGAGAAAAGGAACUGACGGAUGCUUUGAUGGCGCCGGGCAAAGUACCAGGAAGUUCGGGAACCAGGAACCUUACGAACAACAUUAGCGACUUGAAAGCUCAGAUCGCGGCGAACCAAAAAGGUUCGCAGCUAGUUAACGAACUGAUCGAUGCAUACACUCUUGAAGUGGUUCAAGCAUACAUGGGUCAUAUACAACAUAAUGCCGAAAUUGCUGUGCGGGAAAUGCUGAAAUGGGUAGGUUCACAGAUCGAACAACGAACGAUGAAGACGAAUGCUAACGCCGUUGAUUAUCUCGAUGAUGGCAGUCCCAUCAAGUUACAUGUGGAUUUCGAUAUAGAAAAGGGCGAAGCGAUUUUCGAUUUCAGAGGAACGGGUUACGAGUUAUGGGGUAACUGCAACGCGCCACGUGCGAUAACUCUGUCGGCGUUAAUUUACUGCUUGAGGUGCAUCGUCGGCCAUGACAUACCGUUGAAUCAGGGGUGUCUGAAGCCGGUGAAAGUAAUUAUCCCGGAGGGUUCGUUGCUCGAUCCCUCGGAGAACGCGGCGGUAGUGGGCGGCAACGUCCUCACAUCGCAGCGUAUCGUCGAUGUGAUCCUGACAGCUCUUGAGAUCUGCGCGGCCUCGCAGGGCUGCAUGAACAAUAUCACCUUGGGCACCGAAGAAUGGGGCUAUUAUGAGACGGUCGCUGGUGGUAGCGGAGCAGGACCGACAUGGAAUGGCAGAAGCGGUGUUCACACGCACAUGACCAACACGCGGAUUACCGAUCCGGAAAUACUGGAGCUUCGGUAUCCGGUUGUGCUCGACAAGUUCUCGCUUCGACCCGGAAGCGGCGGUGAUGGGACGUAUGUUGGCGGUGACGGCGUUGUGCGUGAAAUGACGUUUAGAGCUCCGAUGAUUUUAUCCGUAUUAACCGAACGAAGGGUGCACGCACCACCCGGUUACGGUGAUGGUGGUGAUGGAGCGCGUGGCCGCAAUACUCUGGUGCGCGCAAAUGGCAGAAGAAUUAACUUAGGUCCGAAAGCCGCCAUCUCGGUCUACGCGGGGGAUAAAUUCAUCUUGGAAACUCCGGGCGGUGGUGGUUUCGGCAAGCCUGAUGAGAAGAAAGAAGCAGGGACGAUUAGAUUGGCGUUUGAAUGGUCGGGAUUCAACAGAUACGGUCUCUACACGCACGACGUUAUAGAUCACACCCAUCCUGCUGUACUGGAAGCUCUGCGUAGAUUGCCCGAAGAGAUGGUAGACACCAGGAACUUUAGGCUUAUACGUGCUAUGCAGUUGAGUUUCCUGAAGGUAUACCUACCCAGAGAGAAGUGGAUCACGUACGAGCAGGAUCAGAAGUAUCGAUACCUUGACCCGUACAUACGCGAGAUCAAUGCCGAAUGGGAUGAGAUGUAUGAGUUCGACGGCUUCAAUUACUGGGACAGAGACUGGCCGGCGCACAAGGUGAAAUAGCCAUUGGUGAAGCAGCCAUUGGACAAAACAAUUCUGUAUGGCGUUGGCAAGUAGAGUAAUCGCUGUUGCUAAAAUAAAAUAAAAAUUGAUUAAAAUCAAAUAAAAUUUUUUAUCUGCUAUUUUCGAAAACAAUUUAGGAUGAGGCUACUACCAAUCGAAUAAUCGUUACAAACUUUGGCGCUUAACGAGUACAGUUUCCACGUUAAAAAAGAGAUUUAGAUGAAAUAUAUUUUACUAAAUAUAAAGUACGUGCUUACGUUAAUCAGAAAUGCGCGGGAUUACAAUGCCAGAUUAAAGUAUUUUGCUUCGCAGUUCGACGUUGAGAUUUACAUGUUCGCGAGCGCGACAAGAAGAAUUAUGAUGUCGAAUAUCCUUUAAUUUGAUGGAUGCCAAGGACACGUAACGCGUCUGAAUGUAAUGUAUGAUUUACGGCUGGACGAAUUUAUAGCGCAUCGCGUAACGCUCUGCUCCUGCGUCCGCAUCCGCAUGUUACAUCCGGAAACGUAUAAUCCGCGGAUUUGCUUACGCGAAGUUUACGAUGGAUGGCAGGAAAACGUGACUUCGCUUUGCAUGGCAAAAUAAAUCGGCGUGUAUCGUCACGUGUGCUUGGCAACUACUGAUUUCCGAACUCGAAUGUUUUAUUUCUCCAACCAUGUCGGAAAAUCGUUGCUGCGCACGCGAAGCAGCUGACGACACACACUUGUCAUUUUAAUAAACGGUCUAUGAUAUCUCCACGUUCUGUAUGUGAUAUUGUAUAGGUACAUAUAUAUUUACAUUAUAUUUGAUUACCUUUUAUUUAUAUUUAUUUACGUGUAUAUAUCCGUCGCCCAUUUUCCUUUUCAAUUUUUCAACAACAAUUUUUUUAAUUGACUUGGAACGAUCUAUGUGCUUUAUCUACUAUUAAUUGUGAAUAUAUCUGGUUAGAGAUGCUAGAUUUAUCAAUCUUUUACUUAUUCAUGUCGCUGUGAGUUCCUGUUAAUAAUUCUUUGGGGACUCUGUUCGGAAUCUAAAUAAAUCUACCCUAUCUAUUCCAUUUUUCACGGCAAAUAUUUUCUCGGGGGAUGUCGAUCUUCUCCUCGACAAACUUCUCCCAUUUCUGGUCGACAGAAGUUUCGCAAUUUGGCGUAAUUCCUUUUUUUCUCGCGGGUAAAGGAGAGCGAGGGAGACACUCCGAUACCCGAGGCUGUUUAAUGUCCGAUCAGGAGUCGGCGAAUUACCGGGUGUUCGGGCGUGAGCGUCGCACAAACGUCGCGACGCCCGCGUGAGAAAGAGUUUUCGAGUUAAUCGCACUAACGCACGAGCGACGUUAAACGACGACUUUACGUGUUAAAGCGAGUCGUAAAAAGUUGGAUAGGUCGCAAGUAGUUUUUCCGCGCUCUUAUCGCGAGUUAGACGAUACUUGGUACCUUCGCGAUCGGAAUUCUUUAUGACAUCGCGAGCCUUGUCGUUUUCGAAAUACCCGACGAAUACCGCGGAUACGGUGAAAAUACCUUGUCACGCACGUCCUCGAAAUAUCGUAUGCACCGCGCGAUUUUUCCCGCAAACGUUCCUGCAUCGUAAAAGCGUGCAAAAGACUUGUAUGGACGCAAUGUCACCUGCAUGUCGCUUUAUGAGUCUCAUUUCAUAUUAAACAAGUAAUUAAACGAGCAAAAUUGCUAACGCUCAGUUUCGAGGAUUUACAUGGGAUGGUCGUUGCCAAACACGUCCCGGAACACGCUUCGAAACGCACUCAAAGUUAGCUUGACAAACGACAAUUAUAUUCCCGCAGUCGUCCGUUACCGUGACGUCCAUUAUAUCUCCGGAGAGAAUUUAUCUUGUUUCACUUUCAGGUCGAAACCGACGAGCCGAGGGUUCGCUGUAUAACGUAAUAAACUGAAAAUAAAGUCCGCGCAGCAGCCUUCGAAUUAGCCGUCGGAUUAUUGUUCUAGGUCCGCGAAAUAACCCGUGUAGAAAAAUUAAUAGGGUCUUAAAAAGUCCCGAUUAAUUUCCUCAAUAUUAAUAUGGCCCUAAAAUGGCAUGUAACAAAUAUUUUUUCGGGACCUUAUAAGG
Molecule: messenger RNA, 6437 nt
Organism: Ooceraea biroi (clonal raider ant)
Lineage: Eukaryota; Metazoa; Arthropoda; Insecta; Hymenoptera; Formicidae
Product: 5-oxoprolinase
Biological process (GO): glutathione metabolic process; mitochondrial electron transport, ubiquinol to cytochrome c
Cellular component (GO): respiratory chain complex III; cytosol
Molecular function (GO): 5-oxoprolinase (ATP-hydrolyzing) activity
Source: RefSeq, a predicted model, not a curated record